GCUUCCGCGAUACUGGAAGGAGCAGGACAUUGUAAACAUCGGUGGUGUGUGUGCUCAGACAGACGGGACGUCAACGGACUUUGUGAUGUUGGUGAUAACAAACGUGUGUGUUACUUUGGUGCAUUGACUUAAUGUUGCUGAAUACAGUGUCAUCAUGUCUGUCGUGUGUCAGAAUGAGCGAGGAUGGGUUUUGAAUGCAUGCUCACUCAUUGAUCUGGGUCACUCGCGAUGCAUUCAAUGGAGAGAGGCUAAAAAGUCACAUUUUAAGUGUUGUUUUAAACGCCAGUGCUUUCAGCUUUUAAAAAGUCAUUUUAGUGUAAAUGCCAGUGCUGCUGAUGAUGGACACACGACUGCGCUGCCAAAGAGUGACCUGCUCUGCAAACUAUCAAAGCAGAAGAGGAAACGAAAACACAGUGAUUUCAACCAGGGGGAGAUUGAUUCACGGGCCUACCAUGAGAAGAUCAGGCCUGUCAUUCUGGAGGGAACCAAGUCCUUGCUGGACGCUGUCCGGUCCCUCGCAUAUCUGACCGGUGUGACAGACGCAGUGGAGGAGCCGCUUCCUACCCAGGAGUGCAACCUCGCCGCCCUGUGUGAAAUGGCUAAAGAGCUUCCUCUAGUGGACGAAGCCGACCAGGAAGCCCACGUCCAGUCGCUCGGUGCAGAAGGAGGCCGUGCGUCACACCUGGACCUGUUCUGUCGAAUAACGGAGAACAGCGCAGACUCUGGCAUGCUGGUUACCCUGAUGGGAGAUGAAUAUGUCAUACCGCCUCGUACAGCCUUUCUGCUCUCUGAUUUCACCAGAAUACAACCACUCGUCCACUGUGGACGGAGGUUUGAGCUAAUAGUUAUGGAUCCACCGUGGGAAAACAAGUCUCUGAAAAGGAGUCGCAGAUACAGCUCUCUGCCCUCCUCCCAGCUGAAACGUCUUCCCAUCCCUUCCCUGGCGUCCCCGGGCUGUCUGGUGGUCACCUGGGUUACAAACCGGCCCAGCCAUCUGCGUUUUGUCCGUGACGAGCUCUAUCCUCACUGGGGAGUCGAGGUCCUGGCCGAGUGGUUCUGGGUCAAGGUCACCACGUCGGGACAGUUUGUGUUUCCCCUGGAUUCCCAGCACAAGAAACCAUAUGAAGUGAUGGUUUUAGGAAGAUAUCGCUCCCCAAUGUGUGAAAAUAGCUCUUCAGGGACGUCGGAGACCCCUGUGGAGGAUCAGCGUGUGAUUGUCAGCGUCCCAUCUGCUCUCCACUCCCAUAAGCCCUCACUGGCAGAGGUGUUGAAGCCAUACGUCAGAGCUGAAGCCAAGUGCUUGGAGCUUUUUGCCCGAAGCCUGCAACCGGGAUGGACCAGCUGGGGAAAUGAAGUGCUCAAAUUUCAGCACGUUAGCUAUUUCACCGUAACCCCCACAAACGAUCCCACAGACAUUCCUGAAGGCGAGACCGCAGGCAGCUGCACUGACAAGCCCACAGACACACCAGUAUCCAGAAACCCCUCUUCUCCCAGUCACUCUCCUCCCACGGUGGACUAAUGAGUGCUGCUUAACAGUCCCUCAUCAACACUUGUCACAUCAGUAGCACAAUUUGUUUUUAUAAAGUUUAUGAAGCUGAAAUAUUGUCCUGUUCAUUUUCUUUGAUCUGUUCUUCCCAAGCUUUAGGGACCCUUGAUAACUUUUUUCUGGGUUUUAGUACAUUUCGGGGGUAGUGAAUCACACGCCUGAUGAUGCUGCCGGAAAGAUGAAAGUGCAUUUCUGUGGAGCUUAGAUCAAGAGUGUGUUUUGAACCUAAGGUCCCAUGUUGUGAUCAGGAAAAAAAAAAACACUCGCAAAUAUUUUUUUUUUCCUUCUGUGCAUACUUUGGCACAAUGUCUUGAUGAUCAAAGGACUUCUUUUUUGGCACAUUUUAAUGCUGUUUUGAAAUGUAUUGCCAUAUUAAAUUUCUAUCAAUACAAAUGGUUCUCA
Messenger RNA from Myripristis murdjan (pinecone soldierfish), 1948 nucleotides. RefSeq names its product methyltransferase 4, N6-adenosine (gene mettl4). The record is from RefSeq and is a predicted model, not a curated record. The transcript is spliced from 8 exons. Gene Ontology annotation, cellular component: nucleus; cytosol. Gene Ontology annotation, molecular function: RNA methyltransferase activity; site-specific DNA-methyltransferase (adenine-specific) activity. NCBI's taxonomy places the organism in Eukaryota, Metazoa, Chordata, Actinopteri, Holocentriformes, Holocentridae. The coding region runs from base 155 to 1519 and encodes 454 amino acids.